AUGGAGAUGCAGAGAUGGACCACCAGGUGGAAAACGAAACGGUUCUUAUUGGAUUCAACGCUGACCGCUUUGGUUACAUUAAUUUUACUUCUACAAGCGGCCGAAGUCAGAGCAGCUGAGCCCGUGGACGUUCUGAAGGUGCUUGACUUCCACAGCUCUCCUGAUGGAGUUCGUAAAACAACAGGCUUCUGCACGGCCCGCAGAGGAUCCCAACCCGACGUGGCUUACCGAGUGAGCAAACAGGCGCAGAUCAGCGCUCCGACCAGGCAGCUCUUCCCAGGGGGAGUUUUCCCAGAAGAUUUCUCCAUCCUGUUUACCAUCAAACCAAAGGCUGGCCUCCAGUCCUUCCUGCUGUCCGUGUACAACAAGCAAGGCAUCCAGCAGCUCGGCGUGGAGGUGGGCCGUGCCCCUGUCUUCCUGUACGAGGACCAGAAUGGCAAGCCCGCCCCGGAGGAGUACCCCCUCUUCCGCUCCGUCAACCUCGCCGACGGAAAAUGGCAUCGUGUCGCUAUCAGCGUGGAGAAGAAGAGCGUCACCAUCAUUGUGGACUGUAAGAAGAAGGUGACCAGGCCUCUCGGCAGAAGUGACCAGGCCGUCAUCAACACAGAGGGCAUUACUGUCUUCGGCACCAGAAUCCUGGAUGAGGAGGUCUUUGAGGGUGACAUCCAGCAGCUGCUGAUUGUCGCGGACCCCAGAGCAGCCUACGACUACUGUGAACACUACAGCCCCGACUGUGAAACCCCCAGCCACCAUGACACCCCCCAGGCUCAGGAACCUGAAGACGAGUACACUAACUAUGAAUAUGGUGAGUUCUAUGACUACAGUGAAGGAGCGGUAACCACUGACGCUCCCCCGACUGAAGGACCCAAGACGGAGACUAAAGCCGGUGCAGAAUACUACACAGGUGAGUAUGACUACUCCACAGUGGAUGGAAGUCAGCCUGAAACUCCCACUGACACCGCUGGACAGAGCUACGAUGGGGAAAUAGUGGAUGAUUACAUCACCGGCGUGGAGCAGGUCGGGCUGGACCCCACGCCAGCCGUGGAAACGGCCGCUGCCCCCGUCGACGCCCAAGAGAAGGCGGAGCCUGGCGCUGACGCGUAUGAGUUUAAGGAGUACGACUUGAAGGAAUAUGACAACAAAGAGUUUGUAGAGAAGCCGUACGAAUAUGGCGACUAUGGUGAUUAUGGCACCGCUGAAGCCAGGCCUACAUCUCCCACAAAUGAGGAUGAGUUUGGUCAGGGCGCUCCGGCGGAGACAGACUUCAGAGAGAGCAACGUGGGUGGAGGUCAGAGUUACCUGGGGGAGAAAGGAGAGAAGGGCGAACCUGCCGUCAUCGAGCCAGGGAUGCUUAUAGAAGGACCCCAAGGAGCCCCCGGCCAAGCAGGUCUUCCUGGUACCGCAGGAUUGCAGGGUCCCCCAGGUGCCUCAGGAGAUCAUGGUGAGAGGGGUCCUCCAGGACGUCCCGGUAUUCCCGGUUCGGACGGUGUCCCUGGGCCUCCAGGUACCAUCCUGAUGCUGCCAUUCCGUGCGGGUGGCGAGUCGCACAAGGGUCCAGUGGUUUCAGCCCAGGAGGCUCAGGCUCAGGCCAUCCUAUCUCAGGCCAGGCUGGCUCAGAGAGGUCCUCCAGGGCCUGCGGGCAUGACAGGGAGAUCUGGUCCUGUGGGAGGUCCUGGUUCUUCUGGACUUAAAGGUGACGGUGGCGACUCCGGACCACAGGGACCCAGAGGUCUUCAAGGUUCAACAGGGCCUUCAGGAAAACCAGGAAAGAGGGGUCGUAACGGCGCUGACGGAUCUCGAGGUCUGCCAGGAGAGUCCGGGUCCAAGGGUGACCGAGGAUUCGACGGCCUCCCAGGUCUGCCCGGAGAGAAGGGACACAGAGGAGAAUACGGUCCAUCGGGUCCUCCGGGUUCUCCAGGAGAGGACGGCCCAAGAGGUGAAGAUGGCCAGGUUGGACAGAGAGGUGUGGCCGGAGAGAGCGGUCCUAGAGGUUUGCUCGGCCCCAGAGGUUCUCAAGGUACUGGAGGACAGCGUGGUCUCCCUGGAAUCGAUGGGCAAGGCGGUCCCAAAGGAAACAUGGGAGUACAAGGAGAGCCGGGGCCUCAUGGGCAGCAGGGUUUGCCUGGUCCACAUGGUCUUAUUGGUCCUCAAGGUCCAAUCGGGGGUCCCGGUGAGAAAGGACCUCAAGGUAAACAAGGCUUGGGUGGGCUUUCUGGUGCAGAUGGUCCUCCUGGUCAUCCAGGCAAAGAGGGCCCUGCAGGCGAGAAAGGAACAUUAGGUCAUCCUGGUCCUAUGGGAUCCAUCGGCUACCCUGGGCCUCGUGGUGUGAAAGGAGCCGAGGGCAUCAGAGGUCUUAAAGGUGGCAAAGGAGAAAAGGGAGAAGAUGGAUUCCCCGGCUUCAAGGGAGACAUGGGUCUCAAGGGCGACAAGGGCGAGAACGGUGUGGAUGGAGUCAGAGGAGAGGACGGUCCAGAGGGCCCCAAGGGCAAAUCAGGACCAGGAGGAGAGUCCGGCCCCUUGGGAUCAGCUGGAGAGAAGGGAAAACUUGGCGUCCCCGGUUUGCCUGGUUACCCUGGAAGACAAGGCUCCAAGGGCUCCAAUGGCUUCCCAGGGUUCCCCGGGGCAAAUGGCGAGAAAGGAGCAAGGGGAAUCGCCGGCAAAUCUGGCCCCCGAGGACAACGUGGCCCAACGGGUCCACGUGGUGGGCGCGGUGCAAGAGGACCAACAGGGAAACCAGGUGCAAAGGGCACCUCAGGCAAUGACGGACCCCCCGGCCCACCAGGAGAGAGGGGACCUAAUGGACCACAGGGACCCGUCGGCUUCCCUGGACCCAAAGGACCCAACGGCCCAGCAGGAAAGGAUGGGCUGCCCGGUCAUCCCGGACAGAGAGGAGAGACGGGCUUCCAAGGAAAGACUGGACCCCCAGGACCCGGAGGGGUUGUUGGACCACAGGGACCGACUGGUGAGACUGGACCCAGCGGAGAGCGAGGGCACCCAGGCUCCCCUGGGCCACCUGGUGAGCAAGGUCUGCCUGGAGCUGCUGGGAAAGAGGGUGGAAAGGGUGAUCCAGGUCCUCAGGGUCCUGGUGGCAAGGCAGGACCCGCCGGCCUGAGGGGCUUCCAGGGUGUUCGAGGUCUUCCAGGGGGCAUGGGUCCAGCUGGCUUGAAGGGAGGAGAAGGGCCUCAGGGUCCCCCCGGCCCCCUCGGUUCACCUGGAGAGAGAGGUGCCGCUGGCCCUGGUGGUCCCAUCGGUCUGACAGGACGCAACGGUCCCCAAGGACCACCCGGCCCCGCUGGAGAGAAGGGCGGCCCUGGAGAGAAAGGUCCCGUGGGACCCGCCGGCCGUGAUGGCAUUCAAGGUCCCGUUGGUCUUCCUGGCCCAGGUGGUCCUCAGGGCCCCCCCGGAGAGGAUGGUGACAAGGGAGAAGUUGGUGGACCUGGACAGAAGGGAGGCAAAGGAGACAAGGGCGAACUGGGCCCACCAGGUUCAAACGGUCUUCAGGGUGUGCUCGGAGCUCCUGGUCCAGCUGGCAGCGACGGCGAGUCCGGACCCAGAGGACAGCAGGGCAUGUUCGGCCAGAAAGGAGACGAAGGAUCCAGAGGAUUCCCAGGUCUCCCAGGACCAAUCGGGCUGCAGGGUUUGCCCGGCCCUCCUGGUGAGAAGGGAGAGAAUGGAGACGUCGGAACGAUGGGUCCACAUGGUCCUCCAGGCCCCAGAGGUCCUCAAGGUUCCAGCGGAGCCAAUGGUGCACAAGGUCCUAUCGGUGGUAUCGGUUCAAUGGGAGGUGUCGGAGAGAAGGGAGAAACCGGAGAGGCUGGAAACCCAGGAUCCUCUGGAGAGCCUGGUAUGGGAGGUCCAAGAGGAGAGACUGGUGAUAAGGGAGAAUCUGGUCCUCCAGGAGCUGCUGGACCCGCCGGUGCCCGCGGACCCUCUGGAGAUGAUGGUCCCAAGGGAAACCCUGGUCCUGUCGGCUUCCCAGGAGACCCAGGUCCCCCUGGUGAGGCUGGUGCUGCUGGCGUUGACGGUUUAGGUGGUGACAAAGGAGAUGAUGGAGAUGCCGGACAACCUGGUCCUUCUGGUCCAUCUGGUGAGUCUGGUGUACCAGGACCUCCCGGCAAACGGGGACCUGUUGGAAAAACGGGUCAGGAGGGCAAACAGGGAGAGAAGGGAUCCAAGGGCGAAGCUGGAGCCGAGGGACCUGAUGGGAAAACCGGACCUGUGGGACCUCAGGGACCCAAUGGAAAGUCUGGUCCUGAGGGACUCCGUGGAAUCCCUGGCCCUGUUGGUGAGCAAGGCCUCCCCGGUGCUUCUGGUCAGGACGGCCUUCCUGGACCUCUCGGACCCCCUGGACUUCCCGGUAUGAAAGGUGACUCUGGACACAAGGGAGAGAAGGGUCAUCCAGGUCUAAUUGGUCUGAUCGGACCCCCCGGUGAGUUCGGAGAGAAGGGAGACCGAGGUCUGCCUGGACCUCAGGGUCUUUCAGGAGGCAAGGGUGAUGCUGGUCUUGGUGGUCUUGGUGGUCCCCUCGGUCCUCCUGGUCCCCCUGGUAUCGCUGGCUCUCAAGGACAGAAGGGAUCAAAGGGAUCAUUGGGUUCAACUGGUCAGAAGGGAGACACUGGACUGAUUGGAGCUCCUGGACCUCCAGGUCCACCUGGUGACAUCAUCCAGCCACUGCCCAUGCAGCACCCGAGAAAGGCGCGACAGGCGGACAUGCAGGGAGACGAGGCGCUGCCCGACUACGGCGUGGACGGCGUGGGCAUGGAGGGCAUGGAGGACGUCUUCGGAUCCCUCAACAACCUCAAGCAAGACAUCGAGCGCAUGAAGUUCCCGAUGGGCACCCAGGACAAUCCUGCCAGGACCUGCAACGACCUGCACCUCAGCCAGCCCGACUUCCCAGACGGUGAAUACUGGAUCGAUCCAAACCAGGGCUGCAUAGGGGACGCCAUCAAAGUGCUCUGCAACUUCACAGCAGGAGGGGAAACGUGCAUCCACCCAGAUAAGAAAUCCACAGGAGUCAGAAUAUCCAACUGGCCCAAGGAGUCUCCAGGUUCAUGGUUCAGUGAAUUUAAACGUGGAAAAAUUUUGAACUACGUGGACGUGUCAGAAAACACCAUCAACACGGUGCAGAUGACCUUCCUGAAGCUGCUCAGCUCCUCCGCCCGGCAGAACUUCACUUACAUCUGCCAUCAGUCGGUGGCCUGGUACGAUGCCGGCGGCGACAACUAUGACAAGGCGCUCCGCUUCCUGGGCUCCAACGAUGAGGAGAUGUCGUACGAUAAUAAUCCCUUCAUCAAGCCGCUGACAGACGGCUGCUCGCUGAAGCAGGGCUACUCGAGGUCAGUGCUGGAGAUCAACACUCCUCGCAUCGACCAGCUGCCCAUCAUCGACGUCAUGCUGAACGACUUUGGGGACUCCAACCAGAGGUUCGGCUUCGAGGUCGGCCCCGUGUGUUUCCUCGGCUAG
This is a messenger RNA of Limanda limanda (common dab), 5463 nucleotides long. Its product is annotated as collagen alpha-1(XI) chain-like. Bases 1 to 5463 code for a protein of 1820 amino acids. The transcript has 67 exons. NCBI's taxonomy places the organism in Eukaryota, Metazoa, Chordata, Actinopteri, Pleuronectiformes, Pleuronectidae. The record is from RefSeq and is a predicted model, not a curated record. Gene Ontology annotation, molecular function: extracellular matrix structural constituent.